CACACCAUCUUAUAUUCAGAAAGAUUUUUGCCUGUGGAUGUGUUUCAUAUCCAUCCUUUGUAAAGUGGGACCACCACCAGUUCCUCAUCUGUUCAUCUGAUCCUGAGCUAUCUGAAGGAUGUAGAAACAAGUUGUUUUUUUUGUAAUUUUUUAUUUUUAGCUUCAUUAUCAACCUGGAUCACCUGCACCUGGCGCGUGCCUUCUCUCUCUCUCUCUCUCUCUCUCUCUCUCUCUCUCUUUCUUUCUUUCUUUCUUUCUUUAAAAUCUUUACAGCAUUGAUAUUUUUAUUUCUUCACAUAGAGAAAAAAAAUUGCAAAUGUUUAAGGGGAAAAUUGCACAUGCACAUUGCAUGAGACUGGAGCAUGCAAGUGUACAGGUAGCUGUUUAAAAAGAUUUUACCCUCUCUCUCUCUCUCUCUCUCUCUCUCUCUCUCUCAAGAAAACAAACAAACAAACAAAAAAGAUCUAAAAACAACAAUGACAUUUGGUUAACACCGACGGCAGCAGAGAUUUCUUCUUUUUUUUUUUGCACCGGCUGCAUCCAGUACCGAUUCAGAGGAAAGGUAGAGGAGCGUGAAAAGGUGGGUGACAGAGAAGGAGAGAAGGAGAGAGUUUGAAAAAGAUAGAGAGAGAGAGAGACAAUGGCCGCGAUCGCGAGCUCCCUGAUCCGUCAGAAGCGACAGGCGCGCGAGUCAAACAGCGACCGGGUUUCGGCGUCCAAGCGGCGCGCGAGCCCCAGCAAAGACCCGCGCUCCCUGUGCGAGCGCCAUUUCCUCGGCGUCUUCGGUAAAGUCCGCUGCUGCAGCGGCAAGAAAAGACCCGUGCGCCGGCGACCAGAUGCGCCCUCGAAACCUCCACAAGUGUCCCGUAAGGGCAUCAGGCUAGAGCCGCAGCUGAAAGGGAUUGUGACCCGGCUGUUUAGCCAGCAGGGCUUCUACCUGCAGAUGCAGCCGGACGGAACCAUUGAUGGAAGCAAGGACGAGAACAGCGACUACACCCUUUUUAACCUCAUCCCGGUCGGACUGAGGGUGGUAGCCAUCCAGGGCGUGAAGGCUGGCUUCUACAUUGGCAUGAAUGGAGAGGGCUUUCUCUACAGCUCGGAGAUGUUCACUCCCGAGUGUAAAUUCAAGGAGUCUGUAUUUGAGAACUACUACGUCAUCUACUCAUCCACCAUGUACCGGCAGCAGGAGUCGGGCCGAGCCUGGUUUUUAGGCCUCACGAAAGACGGCCAAGUCAUGAAGGGCAAUCGUGUGAAGAAAACCAAGCCUUCGUCACACUUCCUGCCCAGGCCUAUCGAAGUCUGCAUGUACCGGGAGCCUUCGAUGCACGAGAUCGAGGAGAAGCAUCGCUCCAGGAAAAGCUCAGGAACUCCAGCCAUGAACGGAGGCAAAGCGGUGAACCAGAACUCUACAUAGCAGGACCUGGACACGCAACAAUAACAACAACAACAACAACAACAAAUCCACACACACACACAAAAAACACACACACACACACACACACAUCACCUGCUGAAGAGAACAAGCCUUCAGAAAAACACUAUGGAACUCAGCGCUCAACCGAUACGACCAAGUCUCACCUGUGAAAAGUGUUCGAUACCAAGACAUGCUUUCGGAGGAGGAAGGGGGUGUGAGGAAGGGGGAGGGGCUUGACUCUGCA
Molecule: messenger RNA, 1658 nt
Organism: Tachysurus vachellii
Lineage: Eukaryota; Metazoa; Chordata; Actinopteri; Siluriformes; Bagridae
Gene: fgf12a
Product: fibroblast growth factor 12a
Exons: 6
Coding region: 641-1414 (257 amino acids)
Biological process (GO): positive regulation of protein phosphorylation; positive regulation of cell population proliferation; positive regulation of gene expression
Cellular component (GO): cytoplasm
Molecular function (GO): fibroblast growth factor receptor binding; growth factor activity
Source: RefSeq, a predicted model, not a curated record